Molecule: messenger RNA, 1256 nt
Organism: Camellia sinensis
Lineage: Eukaryota; Viridiplantae; Streptophyta; Magnoliopsida; Ericales; Theaceae
Product: prohibitin-1, mitochondrial
Biological process (GO): mitochondrion organization
Cellular component (GO): membrane; mitochondrion
Source: RefSeq, a predicted model, not a curated record
GCCCUAAACCCUCGCAACUCUCUCUCUCUCUCUCUCUCUCUCUCUCUUUCGAGUCUUAUAAGCCCUAAACCCUCUUCUUCUACAUCUUCGUCUCUCUCGCUCUCUAGAGUUUCAUUGUCUCUCUCUGGACUUUCCAUAAGGGAUUUAGGUCAUGAAUUUCAACAACGUUAAAGUUCCCAAGGUUCCAGGCGGUGGUGCAGCUUCUGCUUUAAUCAAGUUUGGAGUUUUUGCUGGGCUUGGUGUGUAUGGCGUUGCCAACAGUCUCUACAAUGUUGAUGGUGGGCACCGGGCCGUUAUCUUCAAUCGUAUAGUUGGUGUGAAAGACAAGGUAUAUCCUGAAGGGACGCAUUUGAUGGUUCCAUGGUUUGAAAGACCAAUCAUUUAUGAUGUUCGUGCCCGACCCCAUUUGGUGGAGAGUACUUCAGGGAGCCGUGACCUCCAGAUGGUGAAAAUUGGUCUUCGAGUUCUUACACGUCCUGUGCCAGAUCAAUUACCUACAAUUUAUCGAACACUUGGUGAGAACUAUAAUGAAAGAGUCCUGCCUUCAAUUAUUCAUGAAACUUUGAAAGCGGUGGUUGCUCAAUACAAUGCUAGCCAGCUCAUUACUCAGAGAGAGGCUGUUAGUAGGGAAAUUCGGAAGAUAUUGACAGAAAGAGCAGCAAAUUUCAACAUUGCACUAGAUGAUGUCUCCAUUACAGGCCUAACGUUUGGGAAGGAGUUUACAGCUGCAAUAGAAGCCAAACAGGUGGCUGCACAAGAAGCUGAGAGGGCCAAAUUUGUUGUUGAAAAGGCUGAACAAGACAAGCGAAGUGCUAUUAUCCGGGCACAGGGUGAGGCCAAGAGUGCCCAGCUGAUAGGUCAAGCUAUUGCCAAUAAUCCGGCAUUUAUUACCCUAAGGAAGAUUGAAGCUGCUAGAGAAAUUGCACAUACAAUCUCAAAUUCAGCCAACAAGGUUUUCUUGACUUCAGAUGAACUGUUGUUGAACCUUCAGGAGACAAACUUGGGGACCUCCACUGGGCAGAAGUAAACACAGCAGGUUAAAAAACCUCAGUAACUUCCCUCUUUAGUUCAAUUUGUGAGACUUCAUUUUUGGGAAUAUCUCAGUAAGCUCUGCGUAGUGGACAUGUUGAAUGGUCUUACGUGUUUUUUUCUUUCUUUUGUUUUUUGAAGUCUUCGGAAUGAACGGAUAUAUUUGUCAAACUUUUCAUACUGUUCAAUGGAGAUCCGUGUUCAAUAAGGGUUAGACUUUUAUGAUA